CAAUAACAAAACAAAGAAGACUGAACGCGACUGGUAGGAUUACAGAAUCCGGUACAUAGAUGCGCGUUAGAUAUAAAUAUACAGAGCAGACUCAUUGCAGGGAAUGAGUCCUACGCGCACAGACGGGCGCAGUCAUGAGAUCUAAUACAAGUUUCAAUUGACCUUGUCAGACAAAAACAUUGACUGCUUGUGGCCGAAAGCUGACAUUUUUAAAUCAUCUUAUCAUGGAGGCGAUUAUUGAUGUUCUUAAUACAUUCCACAUAGAAACCAGCGGAUUAUCUUUGACACUUGGCCUCCUCUUCCUGCUUCUGCUGUACUGGUAUUCAGUUUACCCCUUCUCAGUCCUCAGUCAAUGUGGAAUCAAACAUCCAAAACCAGUUCCCUUCUUCGGCAAUCUUUUCCUGUUUCGUCAGGGUUUUUUCCAGCCUGUGUCCGAACUCAUAAAGACAUAUGGUCGAGUUUGCGGGUAUUAUUUGGGAAGGAGACCAGUGGUGGUCGUGGCGGACCCUGACAUGCUCAGACAAGUGAUGGUGAGGGACUUCAGCAGCUUUCCAAACAGAAUGACUAAUCGCUUUGCCAACAAACCUAUGAGCGAUUGUCUGCUCAUGUUAAAGAAUGAGCAGUGGAAAAGAGUCCGCAGUAUAUUGACUCCGUCCUUCAGUGCUGCCAAAAUGAAAGAGAUGGUUCCACUCAUCCAAACAGCCACAACUGGCCUAAUGAAAAACCUGGACGUCUAUGCUGAGUCAGGGGAACCCUUUGACAUUCAUGGGUGUUUUGGCUGCUACACUAUGGAUGUAAUCGGCAGCGUGGCGUUUGCAACUCAGGUGGACUCUCAAAACAACCCAGACGACCCAUUUGUCCGUCACGCUCAGAUGUUCUUCUCCUUUUCUUUCUUCAGGCCCUUCAUGCUUUGUUUCCUUGCUUUUCCACACAUUAUGGCUCCACUGGUGGGAAUCAUUCCUAACAAACGUCGCCACCAAAUGAACAACUUCUUCAUCAACAGUAUUCGGGGAAUCAUUAGACGGAGGGAGGAGCAACCUCCUGACCAGAGGCGGCGAGAUUUCCUUCAGCUGAUGUUGGAUGCACGCAGCAGCAAGGAGGCUGCGGUGUCUUUGGAACACUCUGAUGCAGCAAGCCACAGUGCUGAGUCAGAUAGUCCAGAGUCUAGUCUCCCCCUUCCAGAGUCAUCCACCCGACGUCCGUCAAAAAAAGUGAUAACAGAAGAUGAAAUUGUCGGCCAAGCUUUUGUCUUCCUGCUGGCUGGCCACGAGACUAGCAGCAACACGUUGGGCUUCACCUGCUACCUGCUGGCAAUCCAUCCGGAGUGUCAGUGCCGAGUCCAGGAGGAGGUGGAUGACUUCUUCAGCAAACAUGAGUCCCCUGACUACACAAACGUCCAGGAGUUGAAAUAUCUCGAUAUGGUUGUAUGUGAAGCAUUACGACUCUAUCCUCCAGGAUUCAGGUUUACACGAGAAAUCGAGCAAGACUGUGUGGUGAAUGGAGUGUGCCUCCCAAAAGGAGCCUUAUUGGAGAUCCCAGCGGGUUUUCUUCACUAUGACCCGGAGCAUUGGCCCGAGCCUGAGAAGUUCAUCCCUGAGAGAUUCACCCCCGAGGCGAAAGCCAGUAGACAUGCAUUUGUGUACCUUCCUUUUGGGGCCGGGCCCCGCAACUGUGUGGGCAUGAGACUGGCCCAACUUGAGAUCAAGAUGGCUCUGGUCCGUCUCUUCCACAAGUUCAACAUUAUACCCUGCUCUGACACAAAGAUCCCGCUUGAGUUGAAGUCAUCAAGCACCCUGGGACCAAAAAAUGGCAUUUUGGUCAAGAUCACAAGAAGAGACAUUUGCAAGAAAAAUGGGAUGGGUACUGGUUAAUCUUAGGAAUGCUUUGUUGCUGCUGCAAUAGUCUCGAUAGGGAUGAACUCUAUGCUGCUAGAAAUAUAUAAGCUUUUCAGAAAACAAGUGGUGAUGGCUUAUCUUUGUUCGGGAAGCAGGAAACCUAUGGCAAGGACAGUAUUUUGGGGUGCUGCAUGUAGGAUUUCUUUUAGUUUUGACUUAAGGUGGAAAAACUGAAUACUCCAGAGGCACUGUACAUUAAAAUAACAUGUUUUGGAUUGAG
Syngnathus typhle (broad-nosed pipefish) is the source of this 2115-nucleotide messenger RNA. It is a transcript of the gene tbxas1, whose product is annotated as thromboxane A synthase 1 (platelet). NCBI's taxonomy places the organism in Eukaryota, Metazoa, Chordata, Actinopteri, Syngnathiformes, Syngnathidae. The transcript has 15 exons. The record is from RefSeq and is a predicted model, not a curated record. The coding region runs from base 225 to 1871 and encodes 548 amino acids. Gene Ontology annotation, molecular function: steroid hydroxylase activity; heme binding; iron ion binding.